AUGGCACCUUACAAUCUGGUAGAAACGUGUGGCGGUGGAUGUAAAGUACGCACUUACAAACCGUAUUUGGAACGUAUUAAAUAUUUAGUAAGACUGCCGAAUGAUAAAAAAUUAGGUACUCUUGCGCUUAUUGGUACUCAUUCAUCAUUAUCAUACAAUGUCGAUAGUGGAAGAUCAAAAACUCAAGAUUUAACUAUUUCACAGCAAUUGAAAUAUGGGAUCCGCGUUUUGGACAUUGGUAUACGGCCACAAUCUAAUUUAUUCAAAAUUUAUACUGAAUAUGGUACUACGGAUACUGAAUUUUCGGAUACUCUCUCGAAGAUUGAUGAUUUUCUUGACGAUAAUCCAGGUGAAUUUAUCAUCGCGCUUUUACAUCAAGUAUAUCCUUCAGCGUAUGAUGUAACCGAAAGCAAUUGUGCCAUUCUUGAUGAUUACAUCCAUACUUUUUCGGCUGGAAAGCGUUUAGUGAAAAAUUGGCAGCUGGAUGACACCAUCGGACAGCAUCGUGGCAAAGUUCUAAUAGCAAGUAUGGGAAAUUCAUUCAGUGGAUGUUCUUUUGAUCUUAAUUGCCAGUGUCUCAUUCAGAAUGAUGAUAUUCUUCACAUAAUAAAAACCAAAGCCCAAACCAAAUCCAAAAAAACCAAAGUUCUGUUUGAUUUACAAGAUAAAUGGGCUGCUAUUCAUCAUCUAAUUCGAGACAGUCUUAAGAAACCUCGUAAAUGUUAUCUAAACGAUAUAAGUUAUUGGGAUGGCGUACACAAUCGUCGAGCUAUUUCUAGAGAGGGUAACUAUGCUUAUAAAGAAAACUGUUCUAUGGCACUUAAUCAUAUUGUGACUGAGUAUUUUGAAAACCCGCGGCAAACGUUUAUAAUUGUUAUGGCUGAUUACCCGACUCAAGAAUUAAUGGAUAAAAUAAACGACAGUAAUUUUCCAAAUUCUAGUUGGCGUUCUGGAUGGCACUGA
Microplitis mediator is the source of this 963-nucleotide messenger RNA. RefSeq lists its product as uncharacterized. The record is from RefSeq and is a predicted model, not a curated record. Gene Ontology annotation, molecular function: phosphoric diester hydrolase activity. Gene Ontology annotation, biological process: lipid metabolic process. The transcript has a single exon. Bases 1 to 963 code for a protein of 320 amino acids. Lineage: Eukaryota; Metazoa; Arthropoda; Insecta; Hymenoptera; Braconidae.